Molecule: messenger RNA, 2475 nt
Organism: Macadamia integrifolia
Lineage: Eukaryota; Viridiplantae; Streptophyta; Magnoliopsida; Proteales; Proteaceae
Product: cyclin-dependent kinase C-2-like
Exons: 13
Coding region: 233-1783 (516 amino acids)
Biological process (GO): protein phosphorylation; positive regulation of transcription elongation by RNA polymerase II
Cellular component (GO): cyclin-dependent protein kinase holoenzyme complex; nucleus
Molecular function (GO): ATP binding; RNA polymerase II CTD heptapeptide repeat kinase activity; cyclin-dependent protein serine/threonine kinase activity
Source: RefSeq, a predicted model, not a curated record
AACCCUGAAUCAAUUUUACGUAUUUUUCUCCUUUUAUACGGGUGGCGUCUUACUUAUGGAAACAAAAUUAAGAAUUGGAGAAAAGAACGGAUACUUUCUUCUGCAACCCUUUCUUCGACUGCGAUCGAUUGACGACAACGGUGACUGUGUUGUCGAUUUCGACUCCAUUAAUAGUAUCCCCAAGAACAUCGCUCUUCUACAAGAGGAACAGGAGUGCCAUUGAGGUGAGAAGAUGUCUGUAGCACCUACCGGUCAUCUUAAUCUUGAAGAAUCUCCAUCGAGGGGAUCUCGAAGCGUGGACUGUUUCGAGAAAUUGGAGCAGAUUGGUGAAGGAACAUAUGGUCAAGUAUACAUGGCAAGAGAAAUCAAAACUGGGGAAAUUGUUGCUUUGAAAAAGAUUCGGAUGGACAAUGAAAGAGAAGGGUUCCCUAUAACUGCUAUACGUGAAAUUAAAAUCCUAAAGAAGUUGCAGCAUGAUAAUGUAAUUAAGCUGAAGGAGAUUGUCACCUCCCAAGGACAGGAAAAGGAUGAACAGGGGAAAUCAGGUGCUACAGAUGGUAACAAGUAUAAAGGUAGCAUCUACAUGGUUUUUGAAUACAUGGACCAUGAUUUAACAGGUCUUGCAGAUCGUCCUGGGAUGAGAUUUUCGAUUCCCCAGAUCAAGUGCUAUAUGAGGCAGUUAUUGACAGGGCUUCAUUAUUGUCAUGUCAAUCAAGUACUUCAUCGUGAUAUCAAAGGCUCAAAUCUUUUAAUAGAUAAUGAAGGUAAUUUGAAGCUUGCAGAUUUUGGCCUUGCUCGUUCUUUCUCCAAUGACCACAAUGGUAACCUUACAAAUCGCGUUAUCACUUUGUGGUACAGACCCCCAGAAUUGCUUCUUGGAACCACAAGAUAUGGUCCUGCUGUUGACAUGUGGUCUGUUGGUUGUAUCUUUGCGGAGCUUCUGCAUGGAAAGCCCAUCUUAACUGGGAAAAAUGAGCCAGAGCAAUUGAACAAGAUCUUUGAACUCUGUGGAGCUCCUGAUGAAGUCAUCUGGCCUGGUGUUUCCAAGAUUCCUUGGUAUAACAAUUUCAAGCCAACAAGGCCUAUGAAAAGGCGUCUUAGAGAGGUUUUCAAACAUUUUGAUCGCUAUGCUCUGGAGUUACUAGAGAGAAUGCUAACUCUUGACCCAUCUCAGAGGAUAUCUGCCAAGGAUGCACUUGAUGCUGAGUAUUUCUGGAAUGAUCCCUUACCUUGUGAUCCUAAGAGUUUACCUAAAUAUGAAUCAUCCCAUGAGUUUCAGACAAAGAAGAAGCGUCAACAACAAAGACAAAAUGAGGAAUUGGCAAAGCGGCAGAAACUACAGCACCCUCAGCCACAUGCACGCCUGCCUCCCGUCCAACAUGCUGGCCAAGCGCAUCCUCAGCUUCGGUCAGGACCGAACCAACCCAUGCAUAACUCUCAGUCCCAGCAUCCAGUGGUUGCAGGGCCUAGCCACCAUUACGGUAAACCCCGUGGACCUUCUGGGCCGCCGAACAGAUACCCUCCAAGUGGAAACUCAGGUGGGGGUUACAACCCUGGACGUGGAGGUUAUAGUGGUGGGCCAUAUCCACAGCAUGGGCGGGGGCCUCCUCCAUAUGCUACGGGUGCUAUCCCUGGUACAGGUCCCCGAGCAACUGGCAAUGCUUAUGUAGUUGGUGCUCCAAAUUACUCCCAGGGUGGUCCAUAUGGAGGAGGUUCAGGUGCUGGUCGAGGCACAAACAUGAUGGGUGGUAAUCGAAAUUCGCAGUAUGGUUGGCAGCAGUAAUGGAUAAACUGUGAUGCUUAAAACAUGGAAGAAGAGUGGAUAAAAAGGGGAGAAAAAGCUAUGCCCUUUGUAUCAGGUGAAAUCCAACUUGAUCUCAUGCCAACUGCCAUGGAGGUUUUUCUUUAUCCCUGGUUGCUUGUUGACCCCGCUCCUUUCAAAGCCAAGAUAGCCUGUUCAAGUUUAGCUUUGCUAGUACUAGAUGCAGCUCAACCUUUGUUUUAAACUCCAUUUAAGUGGUCAAUAAGAAAAGAGCAAUCAGUAAGAAUGAGCUUGCAAGUGCCUAAUAUUCUGAUUCCUGUGGCUUAGCAGAGGGUGAAUCAGGAGUGGAUCUGGGCUGUUUGUUACAACCAGCACAAGACCUUACCGAAUUAGCUUUCUGGUAACCUUCAUUUCCUUCUAUCCAUUUUACCAUACUAGUACCAGAGAAGAUUAUACUAUUUAGCUUUUGGAGUAUUAAUUUUUUUUUUGGGGUUAUUUUUGCUUUAAAUUAUAUUAAUCUUCCUACUGCACAUGUGGCUUGUCUACUAUAUGUUAGGAUCACUAGUGAGAUAGAAAGAAUUGAAGCUUAUGCUUGAUCUCUUAUCUUAAAGUUAGUUUGAGUAUGCAUCUUUCUGACAUAUUGGGGUAACACAUUGACAUGUGCAUGGGACCAUUUAUUAAACCAUAGAGGUAUGAAGUUUCUCUUCAUGGUA